Molecule: messenger RNA, 1372 nt
Organism: Zophobas morio
Lineage: Eukaryota; Metazoa; Arthropoda; Insecta; Coleoptera; Tenebrionidae
Product: signal recognition particle subunit SRP68-like
Exons: 14
Coding region: 29-1372 (447 amino acids)
Biological process (GO): SRP-dependent cotranslational protein targeting to membrane
Cellular component (GO): signal recognition particle, endoplasmic reticulum targeting
Molecular function (GO): 7S RNA binding; endoplasmic reticulum signal sequence receptor activity; signal recognition particle binding
Source: RefSeq, a predicted model, not a curated record
GGACGUUUGUCGGUCGUGGUGAAGGGAGAUGGUCCAACCUUACGCUGGUCAUAGCUCAAGCUUAAGCGGAGUUUUUAGAGUUGAAGUUUUCGUACUUAUCACAAGAGCGCGUAACCAGCAUGGGUUGAAGCAUGGUCUCUAUGAUAAGUAUAGACAAUAUUGUACUCGAAGACUUCGCCGCUUACGCGUAGCUUUGAAACUUAGAUGUGGAAAAAAGAAGUUUAUUUUUAAAAAUCUUUCAGUUGAAAAUAGUGACUCUAGAUAUUUGGAAGUUCUUCUCCUCGAAGUGGAGAGAUGCUGGUCCUAUGGCAUGCAACUAAAGCAAAAUGUUGAAAGAUAUCCAAGAAAAAAAUUCCAUAUGAUAAGAAAAUUUCGCAAAUGUUACAAGUAUUGCCAACUUCUUCUUGACUGCUCUUCUAUGGGUUGGUGCGACGCUCUCACUGCUCAAGAAAUAAAAGCGUAUACAGCUACACUUUGUGGCUCCUCUCUUUUUGAGCAAGCUGACUACUCAGAGGCUCUUACACUUUUCUCAUCUGCAAAAGCGGAGUACGACCAGCUCGUCUUGGCCAAUCCUUCUCAGAAGGAACUUUACGCUUCCAGUAUUCUUGCUUUUUGGCCGAAGUUUCGCUACGCCGCCAUGGUUACUGGUUCUUCGCUUCCAGAACUCCCUUCAGUAGAACUGAAUUCCUUUUAUUUAAAAAUCGAAAGUAUUGCAGAAGGGACUUCAGAUAUCAACCUCAACGCGCUGAAGGAGAUCGACUGGCAGAAAAUUGAUUUUGAAAAUCACACUGACAAUCUCCCUUUCUUUACUGAACGGCUUAAAACACUUAAAGAGUUGCAUCUCCUGGAAAUGUCGGACAUCGAACUGAAGGAGGAGCUCGCCGUCCACACGUGCUUAGCAUCAAGCUACCGUCAAUUUUUUAUUGGAUCUAAGCUGGAACAUGAGAAAAACUUUGCACUAGCCAAUGGCUUGUACCAAAAAGCCAUUGAAUCGGCCGAGAACGGUUUACUAUUGGCUCGUAGCUUUAACCAGCACAACCCUACUUAUUCCGCUGCUUUAUACGAGCUUUUAAAGAACUCCAAGAAAAGAAAAUGUACAGUAAAGGCUCGAUCAUACUUAUCUAGGAAAGAACUUUAUAAAAAAAGCCCCCUCGCAGAAAAUCUUGACGAGUUUCAUGAUAUUUGUUUACAAGCCAGCCGGGCCCCUUUUGUAGAUAUCGUGGGGCCUAUGCAGGUUUUACCGCUGAAGCCGUACUUUUACGAUCUCGCUGGUCUGCAGAUUUCUCUUGAAGACGACUUAAGUUCUCUUGAAAACCAAAACAAGGAAAGUUUCGUGUCGAGAUUUUUAAAUUGGAGACUAAUAAAUUCUUGA